UUUGUCAACUGUUUUCUGGUGUAAGCUAUUAUUUAAUAUUUACACAAGAAGGGAGCAUCGUCAGGACAAGAGUGUGGUAAUGUUGUCUACCACUACCUUACAUCAACGAAUUUUUAUAUUAAUCGACUCCAGGCGUAUUUGAGUAAAAUUAAUAGUAAUUGGUGAUAUCUGAUCCACGACAUAGACAUCGUAAGCGGGACGCAUGCGAUGAUUCCGUGGACGAGAAUCGAGGACGACGUCCACUUGUUAUGCGUCUGUCACGUUCGUGCAAACUACUGAUAAAACUUGCAAUUGUCAUCGGUAUCUUCGUCCUCGCGAUUUACUGUCUCCAUUCGCCGAAUGUCUUCGCCGAGGUGUCAUCGUUGUUUCUCGAUGCUCAAAAUAUUAGUGGAAAAUCAAAUGCUACGACCACCUUAAGCAAGGAUCUAGUUAGCUCGAAGCAGCAGUUUUUAUCAUCGAAUAAAUCCAAUUCCAUUGAUAAUGGAACGACAGCGCAGCUGUACAAUGUUUGGUGUAUUUUUACAAAGGUGACGAGCAAUUCUCCAAUGCGCAGAAAGUUUCGCAUAUUUGUACAUUCGCUACUGAGUCAUUCGUCCAUUGGUAUUCAUUUCCAUAUUGUAACCGAUGACGAAAGUCAAAUUAUUGCUGAAAAAGUCAUUGAUUAUGUCUUUCUAAUAAGUAGAAAGACCAUGAAGGUGCAAUAUUAUAAUAUCCAUAAAUCAGCAGCUGAAAUAGAGGACAUUGUAUUAGUGAUGUCGCCACACUUCAGUAGUAAACCAGGAACGUACUACUCGGAUGCCUUAUUUUUUCUCUCUCUUGGCUUAUAUAGAAUAGCCUCUACAGAUCAAGAUUUAGCUGUGAUAGUUGAUGCCGAUACAAAGUUUAAAAUAGAUAUCAAGGAAUUGUUCAAAGAGUUUGAUAGCUUUGGAAAGGAAGCUUUAUUCGGGCUUGGCCCAGAGUUAACUCCCGUAUACAGACAUGUAUUAUACAUAUAUAGGAGUAAAAAUCCUAAAACUAAGUUCGGAGAGCCGGGUUAUCUUGGUGGAUAUCCAGGGUAUAAUAGUGGAGUGGUACUCCUCAAUUUGAAAAGACUCAGGGAGUCUUUGGAAUAUGACCAGAUAGUUAGCCAAGAUAGCGUGGAGCAUAUGGUAGACAAGUAUAAUUUUAAGGGACAUCUUGGAGAUCAAGAUUUUUAUACAUUAUUGGGAAUGGAAAGGCCAGAAUUGAUUCAUACAAUCGAUUGCGGUUGGAAUCGUCAAUUGUGUACAUGGUGGAGAGAUCGGGGUUACGCUGAUGUUUUUGCUAAUUAUUCGCAUUGCCAUUCGGAAACAAAGUUGUGGCAUGGCAAUUGCAAUACACCAAUCCCAGAGGAUUGAGAAACAACUAGAAUUAAUUUAGAUACUUUCUUAACCUUUUAAGGUUGGUCGGUA
Messenger RNA from Ceratosolen solmsi marchali, 1430 nucleotides. It is a transcript of the gene Xxylt, whose product is annotated as Xyloside xylosyltransferase. Gene Ontology annotation, molecular function: xylosyl alpha-1,3-xylosyltransferase activity. The record is from RefSeq and is a predicted model, not a curated record. Gene Ontology annotation, cellular component: endoplasmic reticulum membrane. Lineage: Eukaryota; Metazoa; Arthropoda; Insecta; Hymenoptera; Agaonidae. Gene Ontology annotation, biological process: protein O-linked glycosylation via N-acetylgalactosamine. The transcript is spliced from 3 exons. Bases 249 to 1376 code for a protein of 375 amino acids.